CCAAUUUAAACCAAAAGAAUUUGUUAGAUUUUCACUUCAAGAAGCAAUUAUGUCUCCUCAAGUUUCUGCUUCUAACAUGAAGGCUCCACACGUUUCUAAUACCAAACAUCGACCCAUUGCUUCUUUUCAUCCCAGUAUUUGGAAGGAUCAUUUUCUUGCACCAAUUUAUGAAGCACUGGAAGUAGAGGAUGAAGUGAAAGAAGAAAGGGAGCAGUUGAAAGAGGAAGUGAGGAAGAUGCUAAUUGUCGUCGUGGAAAAUCCUUUUGAUAAGCUUAAGUUGGUUGAUUGGAUACAAAAAUUAGGGGUAUUUUACCACUUUGAAAAGGAGAUCAAUCAAGUCUUGGAACACAUGUAUGUGACGUAUAAAAACUUCUUGAAUGACUUUGGCGAUGAAGAUCUUAAUACCGUUUCUCUUUUAUUUCGAAUGCUUAGACAACAAGGUUACAGAAUUUCAUGUGAUAUAUUCUCAAAGUUUAUGAAAAAUGAUGGACAAUUUAAAGAAUCAUUGAGGGGUGAUACAAGAGGAAUAUUAAGCCUGUAUGAAGCAGCACACCUGAGGAUACACGGAGAAGAUAUUCUUGAGAAAGCACUUGAUUUUACAACUAAUCAUCUCAAAAAACUGGUUGCUGAUUCAACCUCUCCAUUUACCACUGAAAUUAAGAAUGCCUUAAAGUGGCCUAUAAGAAAGGCUCUCCCAAGAGUAAAGGCAAGAGAUUACAUGGUAAUCUAUCAACAAGAUCCUUCACAUAAUGAUGCAUUGCUUACUUUCUCAAAAUUAGAUUUCAACAUAUUACAAAAACUUCACCAAAGCGAGUUGAAUGCAAUCACAAGGUGGUGGAAGGAUUUGGACCUUCCAAGAACUUUACCUUUUGCUAGAGAUAGAAUUGUGGAGUGCUACUUCUGGAUAUUGGGUGUAUAUUUCGAACCCCAUUUCAGCAUUGCAAGGAAAAUAUUGACCAAAGUGACCGCUAUGACGUCAAUUUUAGACGAUAUGUAUGAUGCUUAUGGAACAUAUGAAGAACUCGAAAUCCUCACUUUAGCCAUCAAAAGAUGGGAUAUAAGCAUGGUCAAUCUACUCCCUGAGUACAUGAAAGUUUAUUAUAAGACUCUCUUAGAACUCUAUGAAGAAAUUGGCAGAGAUAUAGGCAAGGAUGGAAAGUCAUAUCAGAUUCACUUUGCAAAAGAAGCAAUGAAAAGACUAGCUGAAUCCUACUUUAAAGAAGCUGAGUGGUUAAGCAAAAGGUAUAGACCAAAUUUUGAUGAGUAUAUGGAAGUGGCAUUGGAUAGUUCAGGCUAUGCAGUACUCGCAACCAUUUCAUUCGUUGGCAUGGGUGAUAUUGCAACAAGGGAGGUAUUUGAUUGGCUCUCAAAACACCCUAAAAUUAUUGAAGCCUCAACAAUGAUUUCUAGACUCAUGGACGAUGUUAUGUCUUACAAGUUUGAGCAACAGAGGGAACAUGUUGUUUCUGCUGUAGAAUGUUAUAUGGAGCAAUAUGGCUGUUCAGAAGAAGAGGCAUGUGUUGAAUUUAAUAAGCAAGUCGCAGAAGCAUGGAAGGACAUAAAUGAAGCUUGCCUUCAUCCAACGACUGUUCCAAUGAUUUUUCUAAUGCGUGUAUUAAAUCUUUCUCGAGUUAUGGCGCUACUUUAUGUAGACGAGGAUGGAUAUACAAAUUCUAAGGGUAGAACAAAAUUUCUUAUCGAGUCUCUACUUGUUGACCCAGUAUCCUUGUGAAUGUAACUAGGAGACAAGUGGGUUCUUGAAACCCAAUAUUUAAGGCCCACUAGGGUCCGUUGUAACAUGAAAAAUUUACAAAAAUAAAUGUUUUUUGCAGCGGUACAGAAAUAA
This is a messenger RNA of Momordica charantia (bitter melon), 1846 nucleotides long. RefSeq names its product (+)-gamma-cadinene synthase. The record is from RefSeq and is a predicted model, not a curated record. Lineage: Eukaryota; Viridiplantae; Streptophyta; Magnoliopsida; Cucurbitales; Cucurbitaceae. Gene Ontology annotation, molecular function: terpene synthase activity; magnesium ion binding. Gene Ontology annotation, biological process: diterpenoid biosynthetic process.